Molecule: messenger RNA, 465 nt
Organism: Fraxinus pennsylvanica
Lineage: Eukaryota; Viridiplantae; Streptophyta; Magnoliopsida; Lamiales; Oleaceae
Source: the annotation of a GenBank genome assembly
AUGGGUGCCAUGGAACGCAUGCCGUUGAUGAAAUCAACGGUGUACGAGGCCCUCCGCAUCGAACCACCGGUUCCAUCCCAAUACGCCAAAGCCAAACAGGAUUUCAUAAUCGAAUCUCACGAUGCAGCUUUUAGAAUCAAGGAAGGCGAAAUCCUAUACGGGUUCCAACCAUUUGCUACAAAGGAUCCGAGAAUCUUCGACAGGUCCGAGGAGUUUUUGGCUGACAGGUUCGUUGGUGAAAAUGGGGAGAAAUUGCUGAAGAAUGUUGUAUGGUCUAACGGGCCGGAAACGGAGAGGUCGACCAUUAACAAUAAACAGUGCGCCGGAAAAGAUUUUGUAGUGUUGGUUUCUCGGCUGUUACUGGUGGAGCUGUUUCUCCGCUACGACUCGUUUGAUAUUGAAGUGGCGGCGUCGCCGUUAGGUGCCUCCGUUACUUUGACGUCUCUUAAAAGAGCUUCCUUCUAA